AGCAACUGUCAAUAUUUGGGAGAAGAAAAAGCAAGGAUAAGUAGCUUUGGAUCUAACCACAGGUAGCUGCUAGGAGGAUCAAGACAGUAUAACUUAGAUUUACUGAAAAUAUACUUCACACCAAAAAUAACAAUUGGUAUUAUCAACUAAAAGGCCUUCAGUAAAUUCCAUGGAACAAACAAUGUCUACCUGAGGUCUUGUGGAGAUCAUUAACCUGGAUGGCACUUUGCAUGAUACGUAGUGUGAUGUGAUCCUCCUUGAUGGCUGUGGGACCUUUUAGAGGUACAGAAAGGUAGUAAGCCAGAUGGGAGCUGAGAACUUCACCUCUGUUAAAGAAUUCAUGUUGGUGGGACUCACAAGUCAUCGAGGGACCCAGCUUCUGCUCUUUGGGGUGCUCCUUGUCAUCUACUUGCUUAUCCUUUUUGGCAACCUGCUGAUCAUCACAUUGGUGUGGGCUGAUUCCCAGCUACAUACUCCCAUGUAUUAUUUUCUCAGCAAUCUUGCUGCAAUGGAAAUUGGGUUGGUCACCAGCACGCUGCCUCAGAUGUUGGCUCAUCUGGUCACUGGGAAUGGCGUUCUCUCCUUAACACGUUGCAUGCUGCAAGGUUAUACUGCAUUGAACAUAGGCAGUGCUGAAAGUUUGCUAUUAGGUGUCAUGGCCUAUGACCGUUACUUGGCCAUCUGCUCUCCCUUGUCAUAUGCUACAGCCAUGAGCAAGUUCCAUCAGGUCCUGCUUGUCAGCACAUGUUGGAUAAUUGGCUUUGCAUUUUCCAUGGUUUAUGUUGUCAGUACUUUUCGUCAUUCCUUCUGUGGUUCUAAUCUCAUUAAUCACUUCAUGUGUGAGUUGCCUAUUGUGCUGAAACUUGCAUGUGGUGACAUAAAAAUGACUAAAGUAAUUGUUUCUGGUCUGUCAGCAUUCAUGGUCUUCAUUCCCCUUUCAAUCAUCUUGUCUUCCUAUGGAUUUAUUCUGCACUCUGUAUUACACAUGAGGUCAAGUGCAGGAAGGAGUAAGGCCUUCUCCACUUGUGGGUCCCACCUCACUGUAGUCACCUUGUUCUAUGGCACUGUUAUUUCUAUGUACAUUAUCCCCCACCCAGACUCAGGUCCUUCUCACAAUAAGGAAAUGACUGUCUGUUACCUAGUAGUUACUCCCUUGCUUAACCCUGUCAUUUAUACUUUGCGCAACAAGGAGAUUCAUUCAGCAGUGUUCAAGAUGGUGAGAAGAUGGGGCUUUGAACAAUGAACAUGACCACUGACAUCUUGCUGGAUUGAUAUUUUGUGAUGUUUUCUUGAAGCAGAGGGAGGCUGACUAUAAAAAUAAUAGCACCCUAUUUUAACAUUCCCAAUCUUUUUUAGAGAUGAUAAGGUGGAAAAGCAGGCUGGACUCUGUAGAAAUGACCUUGAAGAAAAUAUGUGGCACUUAUCAGCAAAACAUGAACAGAUCCCAAGAAAACAGGAAUAUGUGAGGAAAGGAACUCAAGAUUGGUCCAUAGUAAUACUUUUUGGUGUAAGAGGAAGAAAAGGGAAAUGCUGUCAUGUUUUCAAGGUAUAAACACCCUGUAUCAAUAAAGUAGAAUUCUAAUAUUUCUUGUAAACUCUUUUCCUUCACUUGUUCUACUGACAAAGAGAUGUGACAAGAUUGUUUUUGUGCUUUUGAAUAAGUCUUGAUUCCUGGUGACUACAUGAACAAGUCCAUGCAGUUUUCCUAGCAAUAUUUUUCAUCAAUGAUUGUCAUUGCCUUUUUCCUAGGACUGAGAGAGAGUAACUGCUCCAAGUCAUGCAGCUGGCUUCAUGCUGAAGGCUGAACUAGAACUCACAGUUUCCCAGUUUCUAGCCUGAUGCCUUAACCAAUACACCUAACUGGUUCUUGGUGAAAUGAUAAAUUUCUCCAUUAGUACAAUUCAAAUAAAGAGUCAUUAGGACACUUCAUCAUAACGAAGACAGGGAGAGAACUAAGAAGAGGAGUCUAACAGCUUUGAGCUCCAUGAAUCUGGAUAACCACAAAAAAACAUGGUUAUACUAUAAGUAUGGUAAUAAUUUCUGAAUCUUUUGGCUAUCAUCAAGUGGUCACCAGAUUUUUGUAAGUUAAAAAAAAGAACUUGAUAUUUGUAGAAAGUAAGAAAAAGAAAGUAAGAAAACAAAAUAUAUUAAACCUAAUAAAAAGAGAAAAACAUGAUCUUUGUUAAAAUAAGCAUGAUGUUUUGUGAAGUAUCUAUAAAUAGAACCAGUUAAUAUUUAACACGAAUUGUUCAUUCAAUAUUGUUGUUCAAAGUUUGAAUUUUUGUCAAUUAACAUUUACUCUAAGUAAAUGAAAGAUUAACAUAAUUUCUUACUACCCCAGCUAAGAUCGUACUUCCAAAACAAUGAAUGUGACAGUGGUUAUAAUCUUAGUACUAUACCUUUAGAAUUAUCAUUUUGGGGAGUUGGUAGAGAUAUUUUAAAUAAUUUGUCUAUUCUCGAAACAAAAAUAGAAAAAAAUAUAGUACUGUCAGUCAAAUACUAAAUAUAUUUGGCCUCAGUAGCAAAGGAAUUGGGAAAAAAACUUUCUAGCCUCAAACAUAAAAAAAACCCCAUCUUAUUCUACCUCGAAACAAAAUGGCUGCCUAAAUAUUGAUAUGAUAUAUUAGGAAUUAUUUGAACUGAAUGAAUUCUUAUAGCAUAUUGAGUUUUUUUGAGUAGAGCUUUUGGGAAAGAAAGGCAGACUGAAGACAGCUUCAUGAAAGCAGAGCCAACUUUUGCAGCAAAGUUUGGUUCCUUUGACUCUCUCUGGAUGAAAAAAAGAUGUGAAACUGAACAGAGGACCAAACUGCUCUUCAUACAAUUGUUUCCCAUGAAAAGACUGCAUGAUAUCAGUGUUCCAAUAUUUGAGGGGCUGCCACAAAGAAGAAGGGGUUAAUCUAUUUUCCAAAGCAUCUGAAGGCAGGUCAAGAAAUAAUGAAUGAAAUCUAAACAAGGAGAGAAAC
This is a messenger RNA of Crotalus tigris (Tiger rattlesnake), 2963 nucleotides long. RefSeq names its product olfactory receptor 477-like. The record is from RefSeq and is a predicted model, not a curated record. NCBI's taxonomy places the organism in Eukaryota, Metazoa, Chordata, Lepidosauria, Squamata, Viperidae. Gene Ontology annotation, cellular component: membrane. Gene Ontology annotation, molecular function: olfactory receptor activity; G protein-coupled receptor activity. Gene Ontology annotation, biological process: G protein-coupled receptor signaling pathway. The transcript has 3 exons. Bases 305 to 1243 code for a protein of 312 amino acids.